UCCUCCCCUGGGCUGAGGGCUCCAUUCCUCUCCCAAGCCGCCCCCAGUACAGCCUCCUGAGAGGCCAGAGCGGGGCUGCCUACCCAGCCCUGCUCCCAGGAGCUCAGCCCUGGCCUCCAGACGGACCCCUGGCAUCUGAGGCAGAAGCAACACCAAAGCCGGGAUUGGCCGGCUCCCACCCCAAAUGCCCAGCAGGCCGGCGCUGGGAACCUCGGGGGCGUGACGAAGCGCAGCCUGUCUCCAGCAUGUGUUCUGGGGCCAGUCCGCCUUGGGCUCUGGCCACGAUGACCGGCCCAUCCCUCAGCCUCACUCAUCUGCUCUCCAUUUCAGGACUGCUCUGUUACUCGGUCUGCUGCUUGGCCCUUCCCGGCCUGGAUCAGAAGAAGCGGGGCUGCCACAAAGCCUGCUGCCUGCUGACACCCCCUCCACCCCCACUGCUCCCACCACCCUUUCUCAGAGGGGACCGAAGUCCGCUUCUCUCCCCAGACAUGAAGAAUCUCAUCCUAGAACUCGAGAGCACGCAACCCCCGUGCGUGCAAGGAUCACUCGGCUCUCCUGGACCUCCUGGCCCCCAGGGUCCACCAGGGCUUCCCGGCAGGACAGGACCAAAGGGAGAAAAGGGGGAGCUUGGCCGACCCGGGAGGAAGGGUAGACCUGGCCCCCCAGGUGUUCCUGGCAUGCCUGGGCCUAUUGGCUCACCUGGCCCUGAAGGACCCAGGGGUGAAAAAGGUGACCUGGGUAUCAUGGGCUUGCCAGGGUCAAGAGGACCAAUGGGCUUCAAGGGCUACCCUGGAUCCAGAGGGGAAAAGGGAUCCAGAGGUGAAAGGGGUGACUUGGGGCCCAAAGGAGCAAAGGGCUUUCCUGGAGUUCCUGGCAUGUUGGGGCAGAAAGGUGAAAUGGGUCCAAAGGGUGAGCCUGGGAUAGCAGGUCACCGUGGACCCACAGGAAGACCAGGAAAACGAGGCAAGCAGGGACAGAAGGGAGAUAGUGGAGUUAUGGGCCCACCAGGCAAGCCUGGACCUUCUGGUCAACCUGGCAGACCAGGUCCUCCAGGUCCCCCUGGCACCCCAUCAGCAGGACAACUUGUCAUGGGGCCCAAAGGGGAGAGAGGAUUUCCCGGGCCUCCAGGAAGAUGUCUUUGUGGGAAUCCCAUGAAUGUGAAUAAUAACCCUUCCCAGGGGGAAUCCGUGUACGGGCCCAAUUCCCCCAGAGUUCCCGUGAUUUUUGUGGUUAACAACCAGGAAGAGCUUGAGAGGCUGAACACUCAAAAUGCCAUUGCCUUUCGGCGAGACCAGAGAUCUCUGUACUUCAAGGACAGCCUCGGCUGGCUCCCCAUCCAGCUGACCCCUUUCUACCCCGUGGACUACAACAUAGAUGGCCGCCUUGGCACCUGUGGGGACGGGGUCCUGCAGCCUGGGGAGGAGUGUGACGACGGGAAUGAUGAUGCCGGUGACGACUGCAUCAGCUGUCACCGGGCCUACUGUGGAGACGGCCACCGGCACAAGGGCGUGGAGGACUGUGACGGCUCCGACUUUGGCUCCCUGAAGUGUGAGACCUAUCUCCCUGGGUCCUACGGAGACCUGCAGUGCACCCCGUACUGCUACAUUGACUCCACACCCUGCCGCUACUUCACGUGAGGGCUCCCUGGAGGAGGUGGCUGCAUCCUGCGAGACUGGCAGCAGCUUCUCCACUCUCAUCACACUGACCUCGAGCCGUCCUGGUCCAGUUUCUACCACCUUCGUGGGACAAGAACAAGGACAGACUCCUGCUGCUAAGAUGCACUUUGACCUCAGCCUGAUCAGAAGAACUCAGGACCCUGCCUCCUGUUGCGGGCCCAGCUGGGAAGUGCCCCCAUCACCACCUUCUGGCUGGGGGCACCGUCCGUGCCCUUUCUCUCUGGAUGGAUCAACCAGGCCAUGGACCUGACUCAGCACCUUAGACACACACACACACCUGUGUCUGAGUUUGUUCUCGUCCCAUUUGGGGCAUCUGUGUGCCUACGACCUCCAGAAACUCAGGCAUUCUCACUAGGGCACUGGCUGUCGCUUCUCUGGAGGUCUGUGAUCCAGGAAGUCUGGAAGUGGGCCUGUUCUCUCCUGGAGGCUCCCAUUUCUGGAUCCCCCCAGGGAGCCAUCAGUGGGCCACCGCCCAGCACAGCCGCACUAGGAGGCGGCUCCUCCAGGAAGAGAGACCCAACUGUGAAAAGGACUGAGGCUGCUCCCCUAACUCCUGCUCUACCUUGGGCAGAGAUGGAGUCUCAGCAGGGUGCUCACCCCGAAGACUAGCAGAACAGUGGCCUUUGCUUCUCGACCUUCCCCAAAGAGGCGGCUCUUAUCCAACACCAUCUUGACCUGAGGACUCUCUGCACUUUGACCUCUGCCAUGCAAUGUCCCUCUUGUCCAUUUCUGGCUCGGGAGAUUCGCAGGCAGCAUAUGACCUGGUGUCCAGGCCUGGGUCGGCUGUGGGUGGUUCUUCAGUCCUUAGGAAAAUCCUGCCCUGUUUUCCCCAUCAAGGGCCCCACUACUGAGUCAGCAUUCUUGGCAGAGACCUCUGUGCUGAGUGCCAGUCCUAGC
Messenger RNA from Talpa occidentalis (Iberian mole), 2573 nucleotides. RefSeq names its product collagen like tail subunit of asymmetric acetylcholinesterase (gene COLQ). The transcript is spliced from 17 exons. Lineage: Eukaryota; Metazoa; Chordata; Mammalia; Eulipotyphla; Talpidae. Gene Ontology annotation, molecular function: heparin binding. The coding region runs from base 246 to 1637 and encodes 463 amino acids. The record is from RefSeq and is a predicted model, not a curated record.